Messenger RNA from Bradysia coprophila, 5563 nucleotides. RefSeq names its product atrial natriuretic peptide receptor 1-like. NCBI's taxonomy places the organism in Eukaryota, Metazoa, Arthropoda, Insecta, Diptera, Sciaridae. Gene Ontology annotation, molecular function: peptide receptor activity; adenylate cyclase activity; ATP binding. Gene Ontology annotation, biological process: intracellular signal transduction; receptor guanylyl cyclase signaling pathway; protein phosphorylation. Gene Ontology annotation, cellular component: plasma membrane. The record is from RefSeq and is a predicted model, not a curated record.
UUUUCAGUAAGAAUUUGUCGGUGGACGCGUACGGUUCGCUUAUUGUGCUCGAACGGAAAAUUAAUCAUUUGAACAAUAAAAAUCAAAAAAGUGAACUGAGGAUUCACGGCAUGCGUUAAAAUUUCUGUUUUUUCACGAAAAUUAAAUUUUGAAUGCCUAUCAUUACGGUGUGAUUGGUGUAAAGAGUUUCAAAUGCGAGAAAUGUAAACAGACAAUUUAUUCGUAUUUUGGAUACAAAUUCAAACAAAGUGAGAAUGUUAAUUCGGUCUAUCAAUAAACGUUUCAAAGGUGUUUCUUGAGGUGUUUACUAAAAUAUUUAAAAAAAAUAGUUAAACCGCAUGUGGUACGUUAUAGUGUCGCGCUAAAUUUCGCGGUUGAUAAAGAAACGAAAAUUGAAUUUAUACACACAACCAGUUCACUAUAUCGAUGAGUUAUCUUAUUCCUCUGUCUUAGUUACACAAUUAUAAAUAUAUUGUCGCGGGAGUGGAGAAAAGAAAUAAACCAAAGAAGAAGAAAAAAAAAUGUGUGAGACAGAAAGUGUACAAUUAAGAUAAAAAAUAUGACAAAUUAACAACGGCCAAUGAACAAUUUUAAUUGAAAUUUUCCGUGCAAUCAUUAUUCAGUGCUCAAAUGAAAAAUUAUUACUUCGGUUGUUCGGUUGAAGGUAACUUCCUCUGUGAACAGCGAUAAAAAGAGACCGUGAAAUAUAUAUUUCGUGCUUUGUUUUUCGGCACAGAGUAAAUAUUGUAACAGAAACAAGAAAAAAACAUUUUCAAUUGCAAACGGCAUGUCGAGAAAUAAAUACAUUCCGACAUAACAAACCAUAAAAAACGAAUUACAUGAGUUGUUUUCUUGUUACAGUUUGAUAAGAAAAUCAGAGGAAAAUAAACAGAGUGUUACUAUGACGAUAAUAACAGUUUCAGUAAGAUAAUACAAAACAGAGAAUCAUCCGCACAACGAUGCCGAAGGCGUAUAGAUUAGGAAUUGUGAUAGUGUUUAUUAUAUCUGUAGUAAGCCAAAUUGAUGCCGAAGCAAUAAAUUUAAGAGAUAAAUCAAAGGAAUUUCCAUCAAUCUUGAUCGAAAAUGUGAUACGGAAUAAACGUGAAAAUUUUGAUCACUACACGGUUGGAACGUCGGAAUCUGAAAAUCAUACCGUUGUCAUCAAUCAGCCGUCAGAUGAAUGCAAAACAGUUACAACAGUGCGGAAGGUGCGAGAAAAACGGGAAUUGUUUUUUGGUCUGUUGCUGCCAUCGAAUAUGCCAGAUCGAGGUGGCAGUCCCGCUGUUUUGCCGGCAAUGGAAUUAGCUGUCAAAAAAGUUCGAGCACCUGGAGGUAUAUUGGAAGGAUGGGAUAUAACGAUGGAAUAUCGAGAUACCCAAUGUUCGUCGGUGUAUGGUCCGUUGGCAGCCUUUGAACUGUAUACCAAACAGAAGCCAGAUGCAUUUUUCGGACCAACGUGCGAUUAUGUUCUGGCACCAGUCUCCCGUUACUGUGGGGUAUGGGAAAUACCCGUGAUUACUGCAGGCGGUUUUGCUGAGGCAUUCAACUUUAAGUCAACACAUUAUCCGACACUGACCAGAAUGCUGGGUAGUUAUAAGCACGUCGGAAUUGCAGCACAUGGCAUUCUCAAAGAAUUCAAUUGGAACACCGUAAUGCUACUGUACCACAACCACGACGAGGCAUCCGGAAAAGGAAAUUCCGAUUGUUACUUUACAUUGGGCGGCAUAUAUCGGUUCCUCAAUCAAAGUUCACAGGCGCAAUUCGACGAAGAGAAGACGACAAGACUUGAUUUUUUAAAACUUCUAGAUAAAGUUAAGAAGAAGGCUCGAAUUGUCAUAAUGUGUGCUAAUCCGAAUACCAUUCGAGAAAUUAUGCUGGCCGCCGAAGAAUUGAAUAUGGUCGAUAGUGGGGAGUAUGUGUUCUUCAACAUUGAAUUAUUUACAAGUAUGACGGCCACUUCAGUGAAACCUUGGUACAAUCCAAAUGAUAAUCAAACUGUGAAUGACCGCGCCAAAUCUGCAUACACCGCUCUUUUAACCGUCAUUGCCAAACAACCUGAAGACGAUGAAUACCUGGAGUUUUCUCAGCGUGUCAAAGAGCUAGCCGAGCAAAAGUACAAUUACACAUUCACCGAACCUGUGUCCACAUUUGUCACAGCUUUUUACGACGCCGUGUUACUGUAUGCGUAUGCUCUCAACCAAAGUAUCAAAGAGGAUCCCCAAACACUGUAUCGACCAAUGAACGGAACGAAAAUUACGCAUCUGAUGUGGAAUCGCAAUUUUAAGGGUAUCACUGGCAACGUUACUAUUGAUUCGAACGGUGACAGAAUAUCAGACUAUUCGUUGCUGGAUAUGAAUCCGGAAACGGGGUACUUUGAAAUUGUGGCAAACUAUUUCAAUAAAACGGGUCUGCAAUAUGUCGAAGGGAAAUCAAUACACUGGGCUGGUGGAAGGACAGAACCACCGCCGGAUCGACCGACUUGCGGAUUCGACAAUUCACUGUGUCCAGACAAUUCUUUACCGGGAUAUGCGAUAUUGUCUCUCGUGUUGGGCUUUGCAAUCAUCUUGAUGGCAAUUGCAUCGUUAUUGGGCUAUAGACAUUAUAGGCUCGAAGCUGAAAUAAAUUCGAUGACUUGGAAAAUUAACUGGAACGACAUUUUGCCGUGCAAUCCGGCCAGUAAGCAUCGUGGUAGCCUGCAUUCGCUUGCGAAGCGUGGAAGUCAAUUGACAGUUGGCUCAGAAGAUCUGGGUUCCAUACCGGGCGAUAAGCAACUUUUCAUUCCGAUUGGAUUUUACAAAGGUUGUAAGGUGGCAAUUAAACGGAUUCAUGAGUCGAACAUAACGUUAAACAGGGAGCAAAUGUUGGAAUUGAAGCGGAUGAAAGACAUUCAACAUGAGCAUCUGGUACGGUUUUACGGCGCUUGUGUCGAUCCUCCGAAUUGCAGCAUUUUAACCGAAUACUGUCCGAAGGGAUCCUUGCAGGACAUUCUCGAAAAUGAUCAAAUCAAAUUGGACUGGAUGUUCAAACUAAGUUUGAUGCAUGACAUUACUCGAGGAAUGCACUUUUUGCACACAACGGACAUAAAAUCGCACGGUAAUCUAAAAUCAUCGAAUUGUGUCGUUGAUUCGAGAUUUGUUUUGAAAAUUACCGAUUUUGGACUGCAUAAAAUGAGAAGUGCGUCGGCUGACGAUGAAUCGGAGAAAUCGGAUAGUUUUGCGUAUUGGAGAAAAAUGCUUUGGACUGCGCCAGAAUUACUGCGAUUGGACAAACGAGCCCAUGAAGGUACACCGAAAGGGGACGUUUAUUCGUUCGGUAUUAUUGUGCACGAGAUAACGACACGCCAAGGACCAUUUUAUUUGGGUACAGAUGACAAGUCGCCAAAAGAAAUAAUUCAACUAGUCAUGGACGGUGCUAAGCACAAUGGACAUUUGUUUCGUCCAAAAAUUGAUGAGACUGCUUUUGAUGAUGUUAACUCAAUAAUGGUCAAGUGUUGGAAUGAAGAUCCAUGUGAUCGUCCUGAUUUUACCAUUCUGAAGUCAACGAUCCGUAAGAUUAAUAAGGAAAACGAAACGGGCAAUAUUGUAGACAAUCUACUACAGCGCAUGGAACAAUACGCCAAUAAUUUGGAAGGUUUGGUUGAAGAACGUACCCAGGACUAUUUGGAGGAGAAAAAGAAAUGCGAAGAGCUACUGUAUCAGUUAUUGCCGAAAUCAGUUGCUGCACAAUUGAUAUUCGGCAAACCUGUGAUAGCUGAAGUAUUUGAACAGGUCACCAUUUACUUCAGUGACAUCGUUGGCUUUACAUCGAUAUCGGCGGCCAGUACACCGAUGCAGGUUGUCGAUUUGUUGAAUGAUUUGUACACAUGUUUCGAUUCGAUUGUGGAGAAUUUCGACGUUUACAAGGUUGAAACUAUCGGCGACGCAUACAUGGUCGUGUCUGGUCUGCCAGUACGAAAUGGAACUUUGCAUGCAAGGGAAAUAGCACGUACCGCUUUAGCAUUGUUAAAAAAUGUACAUAAAUUUAAGAUAAGACACAGGCCAGACGAGCAGCUACGUCUCCGAAUAGGAUUGCAUAGUGGUUCAUGUGUAGCUGGUGUGGUAGGCUUGAAAAUGCCGAGAUACUGUCUGUUCGGCGAUACCGUAAACACAGCGUCCCGAAUGGAAUCGAACGGUGAGGCGUUAAAGAUUCACAUUAGUCACAGCACGAAAACGAUUCUGGAUUCGUUCGGUACAUUCGAUACGACAGAACGUGGCCUGGUCGACAUGAAAGGGAAAGGUAAAAUGUUGACGUACUGGUUGAAUGGCGAGCACACAAACGAUGACAUCAUGAAUCACAACGAACAGCAAUCGACCAUUUCGGAAGCGUCAACGGUGGCUGCGAUGGCAGUGCAGUCGAUGCAAAAGAAUGGAUCGAUUCACAAUAAUCAUAAGAUGCCAAAUAAUGACAAGAAUCCAACAUUGAUUCACUUUAAUAAUUUAGUCAAGUCGAAUAAUCUUAAGAACACCCAGUACAAGAAGAUGUGCAAUCUGGAUGAGGACAGUUUGAGGAAUAAUGUAAACCAACCGUUGCUGACGAAAAUUUCGUAAAAGAAUUUUCGAUCGCAAAUUUUGGCAUCACAAAGUUGAGUUCUGAAAAUGAUCGGAGUAUAAUUGGGAGACCGAUGUUCAUCAGGUGUAAUGACAUCUUCGCUAUAACAUGAAAUCGAUUCUAUGUGCGUUUCACCGGAGAUGACUAUUUGACACCACUGUACAAUAAUCGGUGCCAACCAAUCGACAUAUUAUUUGUGGUAACGUAGUCUGAUUGGUUACACUCAUCAUCGAUUUUCUAUCCGUUCAAGUUGAGUCAAUUGUAUUUUGUUGAUUCAAUCAACCCAAUUAAACUCCGCACAGCUUUACGAAUGAACCGCAUAUAUGUGGUGCAAAUAUAUAGAGUAGAGAUGUGUUGAAGAGCAAUUGUGUGAUGUGUUAAUUGAAAUCAUUGAAAGGACAUGGGGGUAGUUCUUGCAUCGUGUUAAAUGUUCAAUACAAUAUUUUGUGUCUGUUAAAAGGAAGUGUGUCAUAGAUAUGAGCAAACGGUUGUUUAUUUUGUAGCAAACAAGAGAAAAAUUUUGUGAUAUUUGUAAGGAGAUUUUUUUGCCAUUUAAUUAGUUCAGCGGUACGCUGUGGUGGAAUGGAAAUUCACUUGAUUAUUUACUUAAAACUGUGCACAAUUUUUGUAGAGCUAAACUUGAGCAUAGCAAAUGCAUGUCAAGUGGUUCGAUAUAUUUGUGGAAUCGAAAGGGAAAAUAUACUUCAAGGAGACUAGGGAAUUAAAGGAACCGAGCUUAAAAAUUGUGAAUUUAAACAUUAAUUUCCUACAUAAAAGUAAAGCGUUAAAGUAAGGAGAAAAUAACUUUAAAAAAAUUUAAAAUCAAAUGACAAAAAAUGUGUAAUUUAUGUUGAUAUAAAACUAAGCAAAAAUAAUAUACUUAAGACGUCUGUAAAGUUGAGUCAACAUCAAAAAAGUAUUUAAUUUAUUUAUGACAGAGAAAUUCGGAAGAAAUUAAAUUGUGGAGCAGAUAAAA